Messenger RNA from Batrachochytrium dendrobatidis JAM81, 411 nucleotides. RefSeq lists its product as uncharacterized. The record is from RefSeq and is a predicted model, not a curated record. The coding region runs from base 1 to 411 and encodes 136 amino acids. The transcript is spliced from 4 exons. NCBI's taxonomy places the organism in Eukaryota, Fungi, Chytridiomycota, Chytridiomycetes, Rhizophydiales. Gene Ontology annotation, cellular component: cytoplasm.
AUGUCUGAACAAGCUCCACGAGUAACACUUUACUAUUCCAGUGUUUCUGGUAUGGUCAAGGUCAAGAAAGCUCAGUCCAGAAUUCAAGACCUAUUGGCUGCCCAUAAAGUGCCAUAUACUAUGCUGGAUAUCGCUGCUGAAGAGGAUGCUAAAAAGUAUAUGCAGUCCAAGUCUGGAAGCAAUGUCAUUCCGCAAAUCUUUGUUGAUGGAGAAUACAAAGGGAUAUUGGGUUGGAUUGCUGUCAAACUCCAUUUGUAUCUUAAACUAUCAGAUACGUUCGUGUCCAAAAAACAAAAAUUGCAGGAAUGCAAGCUGUUUCCAUCCAAUCACCAGGAGAAACACCACUCGGCUUUGUCAAGAAAUUCCGAGGUUACAAUAUUGCUCAGUCAAUUUGGUGUCCAUCAAAUAUGA